Messenger RNA from Artibeus jamaicensis (Jamaican fruit-eating bat), 2142 nucleotides. It is a transcript of the gene UBE2V1, whose product is annotated as ubiquitin conjugating enzyme E2 V1. Gene Ontology annotation, biological process: DNA damage tolerance; protein K63-linked ubiquitination. Bases 383 to 826 code for a protein of 147 amino acids. The transcript has 4 exons. Gene Ontology annotation, cellular component: nucleus. NCBI's taxonomy places the organism in Eukaryota, Metazoa, Chordata, Mammalia, Chiroptera, Phyllostomidae. The record is from RefSeq and is a predicted model, not a curated record.
GUAGCGAGGAUCCAACCAGACAGGAAAACGCCCGAAGAAAAACAGACGCUUUUUUACAGCUUCCUUCCCUUCUAUUUUUUCCUUUUACUACUGCGUCCUCCCAAGACGGAUCACCCCUGCUCUCUCACCAAGCACCUCAAUACCUCCUCCGCACCCGAACUCGGAAGGACUUGCAGCCUGCAGUGCCCUCGCGCACACAAAUAUUUCCUCUCUCUAAAAAGGCAGGGGGAAAAAAAAAAACCUCUCCUUCGCGUCGGGUCGCGUGGUCUGCGGAGCGGGCGUCAGCGGCCGCGUCUGCGCGUUCGCGCACGCCUGCGCAGAAGGGCCCAGGAACGGGUGGGGGGUGAAGAAGGGGCCGGCCUUCGAGCGACAGCGACGCAAGAUGGCAGCCACCACGGGCUCGGGAGUAAAAGUCCCUCGCAAUUUUCGACUGUUGGAAGAACUCGAAGAAGGCCAGAAAGGAGUAGGAGAUGGCACAGUUAGCUGGGGUCUAGAAGAUGACGAAGACAUGACACUUACCAGAUGGACAGGGAUGAUAAUUGGGCCUCCAAGAACAAUUUAUGAAAACCGAAUAUACAGCCUUAAAAUAGAAUGUGGACCUAAAUACCCAGAAGCACCCCCCUUUGUAAGAUUUGUAACAAAAAUUAAUAUGAAUGGAGUUAAUAGUUCUAAUGGAGUGGUGGACCCAAGAGCCAUAUCAGUGCUAGCGAAGUGGCAGAACUCAUAUAGUAUCAAAGUCGUCCUGCAGGAGCUCCGGCGCCUGAUGAUGUCUAAAGAAAACAUGAAGCUGCCCCAGCCGCCCGAAGGACAGUGUUACAGCAAUUAAUCAAAAGAAAAACCACAGGCCCGCCCCUUCCCCCGUUCGAUUUAAGCAGUCAUCAUUUUCCACAGUAGUAAAUUUUCUAGAUACGUCUUGUAGACCUCAAAGUACUGGAAAGGAAGCUCCCAUUCAAAGGCAAUUUAUCUUAAGAUACUGUAAAUGAUACUAAUUUUGUCCACCUGAAAUAUAUAAGUUGUGCUAUAACAAAUCAUCCUGUCCAGUGUAACCACUGUCCGCAUAGUCGAACUUCUGGGAUCAAGAAAGUGUAUUUAAAUCGAUUCCCAUCGUAAUCGGUGGGGCACAUCUAACUCAACUGUGAAAGACACAUCACACAAUCACCUUGCUGCUGAUUACAUGGCCUGGGGUCUCUGCCUUCUCCCCGUCCCCUCCCGCCGCCCUCUCCUUCCCCGCAACAGCCCUCCAGCUUGGGGUGGCUUAUUAGAGUAGAUGUGAAGGUUUCAGGUCACAGCCUGUGGGACUACUGCUGGGUGUGUGGGGGUGCUUCGUCUGCACCCCUGGUUUCUUUUUUUAAGUCUUAAAUGAUGUCCCCCUUCCAAGCCACCACCCUUCCCCACUCCCUACCACCACCCUUGGCCGAAGCAUAGAUUGUAACCCCUCUCUGCUCCCCUCUGAAAUUGGCCUUUGGCGAGGAAUUCAGGGCUUUCCCAAUCUUCUUCCCCCUCCCCACACCUUUACAUCGAGGGGUGCUGCUUUCUCCUUACUCCUCCUCAAGUCCUUUUCUUCAUGGUUACACUCAACACUAUCUGUGACGCUCCCUAGCUUUGGCCCGAAGCCAUCAGGUGAGGUUAGAAAGAGUCUCUGACCUCCCUUGCUGAGUUUCGGAACCACGUGGAUGUAUUCCACCAGCCUAGGAGACGAAUAUCGGGUCCUCCGCCUGCCCCUCUGCUGCCACCAUCAGCUGACACGUUUCUUUUAGCUCAGGAAGGCCACAGAAGACACUUGUAAGCACACAGAUCCCUCUGAAUGAAUUUUUUUUUGUCCCUAUAAUUGCUUUUGCUUUUACAAAUUGAAGUUUUAAACAGGGCUCUCACUUGGUCAUCUUUGCCACCCAUUCGGGUCUAGUUUGGAAUCUGACAACUGGAACAAAAAGAACCUUGAACUCGGUGCAUACUUUGGUGUUGGUGCUGUAGCUUCUCGGGGUCCUCAGCAGGGAUUCAGAAAGAGCUCGGUGUGCACCACAGAACCCCAAAGUUGGCGGGCUUGACUUCCUGGCUAAAUGCUCCGAUUCCCGCUUUUCUGUUCAGGACCACUAAAUGCUAAGAUGUGGGUGCGUGCGAAAUAAAAACAACUUGUGUUCUGAA